AUGGAUCUCACCUCCUGUCGUCUGCCUGCCGCCGUCGUGCUUCCUUCCUUCUCCGUACAUCAGUCCGGUGCAUGUAAAUUAUAUAUAAAUUGCGAGGAAUCAUGAUGGGGGAGCCCAGCGACAGAGCUUCCUCUCGGCCAGAAUCACUCUCGGAUCUUUUUCAAGCCCCUCCACGAGAGGAGUGGAGGGUGCAGAUUGUUAAGGUUGCAGAAUACAUACCCAAGGUUCAAGGCGAGCCAAAGCGAACAUUGUGGCGGCUAAGUACUUCAAAUAAGUGCAAAUAUUGGGGUCCUAAGGGACCAGCCGGGGUGCCCCUCGACCCUCCUGCAAAUAUUGUUGAAUCUGCCCCACCAGAGGAGCUGGAGCCGGCUACUGAGGUUACCGCGCCAUCAUCAUCGGAAGAAGAACAGGCCGAUAGAUGCAAUGCAAGGAGGAAAAGAAUGCGUUCAAUCCAUUCCAACGACAUGUUCAAGUACCGUGGGUGCUCGUGGCCGCAGGUGGUGGGUCUCAAAGUGCACAAGGCCAAGAGGAUCAUCAUGAAGGGCAAGCCGGACCUCUCUUGCGAAGUCGUCCUGGAGAACCAGCUGAUGACCAUGUGCUACUGCUCGAGGCGUGUUCGGGUCAUUGUAGACAGGCACAACAAUGUCGUGCAAACCCCUCGUGUGGGUUAAGCGUUCAAGGACGGAAUGGAGAUCGGCGUCGUCGAGGCUGCAGGAUUGGGUGCUCAAUUAAUUGAAAGAUGUAUCUUCCUGAUGAUUUUUUAAGGCGCUUCGUGCAUUGUUCUUGACAUCUGAAAAAAUAUGUACUGCUCCUGGUCUAGCUCGUGGUGAAUCAAAUAAUCUUGA
Molecule: messenger RNA, 845 nt
Organism: Triticum dicoccoides
Lineage: Eukaryota; Viridiplantae; Streptophyta; Magnoliopsida; Poales; Poaceae
Exons: 5
Coding region: 102-671 (189 amino acids)
Biological process (GO): response to wounding
Molecular function (GO): serine-type endopeptidase inhibitor activity
Source: RefSeq, a predicted model, not a curated record